AUGGAGUUGAGCCAGCAGUCUAUUCACGAUGUCAUCCAUCCCACUGCAGCUUUCUCGGACCAUGUUCCGAACCCGGUCCCGGACUUGGUGGGCCAGGACGACCAGGCUGUCAGCUGGCAGGAUUCGAUUCUGAAUCCCAAGAACCGGAUAGACAGCCUCGCAGCGCUGGAGCGCCCCCUCUGGCGUAUCGACGGCUGCACCGCAUUUGGAAGCCAGUUUUAUGCCGUGCCGCUGUUUGUCGACUCUAUCUCGCCGAUGCGAGUGGAUGUCUUUGUCCCAGAGCCUGCAAAGCUGUCAUCGGAACUUCGCUGUGUUCUCGACGUGGAUGUGGCAUUUCAUACUACGAGCGCAAAGCGCAUCGCGCACCUUGGUGUCACUCGCCAUGUGCUUCGCAUCCUUCAGCACUGGACUUCUCAGCAGCAAGACCCCACUGAGAUGUUCAAGAACAUUCCCUUUGGAUCCAGGAUUGUCUUCAAAAAUUUGCCUGUGAAUGUUGCAGAUGCAGAAGUCUCGGUCGCCCCGACUCAUUACCUGGAGCGACAGCUCUUGUCUGUACCCGGCCUGGAGAACUCCUGGGGUAAGGAUGUGCAGCUGCCGCCUACCGUGGACAUCAACGACGUGACGUACGUCUCACAGUUGCAUGACAGCGUUUGCCUGGUCAAGAUCCAAGGAAAAACGUGGAUUUUCAAGGCACUGACCAGUUACACCAAGUAUCUUUACCAUGAGUUGAGGCAGCUCCUCACCAUUCAACCCCACCCCAACAUUGUUGCUCGGCCGGUCCACCUCGUGACCAAGAAAUGCAGCUUUGGGAGCAAGGUGGCAGUCAUUGGCUUUACGCUGGAGUAUCAUACUCACGGUAGUCUGCGUGACCUGAUUCCUUUCCUCAGGAUACACAAAAUGGUGUGGUUGGCUGACGAGACGAAAUGGGCCCUCCAAUUGGCCUCGGCCCUCGUCCACCUGCGCCAGACGUCCGACAUGUUCUAUCCCGACCUGAGACUGGACAACAUUGUGCUGUCAGCUUCUCGAGACGCUGUCAUGGUUGACUUUGAGCAGCGUGGAGUCUGGUGCGAGUUUGCCGCUCCUGAGGUAAACGCUCUCGAGUACGUGAGGCUGCUUGCUAUUGAUGAAGAAAUUCCGCUUGAAGUCAGCGAGAAGUACGCCAACAUACUGACUGAGAUGCUGCCUGGGUGGGAGGAGAUGGGCGAAGGCGAGGAAUAUAGGUGGCCGUCAAAGGGCUACAAUGUUCCUUGGGCCUGCCUCACUCCGACAGAGCAGGAAGCCUGCGAGGUGUACAUGCUCGGUCGCGUGCUGUGGUGCAUCUUUGAGGGGAACAGUGCUCCUCAGAGAGCCGCAGUCUGGCUGUCGUAUCGCUGGGAGCCUCAGGUUGAGUUCCCAGGGUAUACGACGACUCCAGAACCGAUGCGGCGCCUCAUUGACCGCUGCACGCGUGGGAGACAGGCCGGUCUAAGCAGGCUGAUCGUGAGGGAGCGCAAUCAGCUCGUGCUCCGGCAGUACGAGAAGACUGGUCGGUCUACCCCCGAGGAGGUUCAGCAAACGGCGCGCGACUGGUGGUCCAAGGAGAUUCAGGCUUCAGAGGAGUGGCUAGGCCAGAGGAUUGAGAGUAUGAAGACGGGUAGCUGGAAGGAGAACUACUAUGACCGGCCUACGCUGAAGGAGGUUCUCGCGGAGAUUGAGGCCUUCCGCGAUGAGGCUGGACUCAAGGUUUGA
This is a messenger RNA of Fusarium keratoplasticum, 1728 nucleotides long. Its product is annotated as Protein kinase domain-containing protein. Gene Ontology annotation, molecular function: ATP binding; protein kinase activity. Lineage: Eukaryota; Fungi; Ascomycota; Sordariomycetes; Hypocreales; Nectriaceae. Bases 1 to 1728 code for a protein of 575 amino acids. The transcript has a single exon. The record is from RefSeq and is a predicted model, not a curated record. Gene Ontology annotation, biological process: protein phosphorylation.